AUGACUGAAGCUCGUCUCAUUUUUGAUCGAGCAGCUGUGAGGAAUGGUGUGUUGUGGACUUCCAUGAUCACGGGUUAUGCUCAGAGUGGAAAGGGAUCAGAUGCGUUGGAACUCUUUGAGCGUUUGGUGACUGUUGAAAGAUAUGUGCCAGACAAAAUUUGCUUUACUGCUGUGUUGACUGCCUGCAAUCAUGCUGGACUGUUAGACAAAGGGGUGAAAUAUUUCAAGAUAAUGAGAGAUUAUGGGCUGGUUCCCGAUCUAGAUCAAUAUGGUUGUUUAAUUGACCUCUAUGCGAGGAAUGGGCACCUAAGAAAAGCAAGGGAGUUGAUGGAGGACAUGCCUUAUGAUCCAAAUUACGUUAUGUGGACUUCCUUCUUUAGCUCUUGCAAAGUUUAUGGUGAACUUGAGCUUGGAAAAGAGGCUGCUAAUCAGCUUCUCAGAAUGGAACCAGGUAAUGCCGCUCCAUAUGUAAUGCUUGCCAAUAUAUAUGCCACGGCAGGUUUAUGGGCUGAAGCAGCUGAGGUUAGGAAAUUGAUGCAACAAAAAGGAAUAAGGAAAAGUGCAGGGUGGAGUUGGGUUGAGGUAGAAAAAGGGGUUCAUGUUUUCUCAGUUGGUGAGGUAAGUCACCCUCAAUCCCAAGAGAUAUAUGAUGAACUGGGAAAGCUGCACUUGGAAGUAAAAGAGGCCGGUUACAUGCCUAAACAUUUAGAUGAAUUAGAAGAUUUGGUUUGUGAAUGACUGUGUUCUUCUCAGGAUUGUAAACAGUCAGUUGACAACUCUUAGGAUCAAGAGCACUUUCACUAUGACUGAAGUAGCAGACUGCAAAAGAGAAAACCGGUUCUUCAUAUGACAUUAUUGUAAGAUUUAUUGUUUUAUGUUUUUGGAUGCUUCUUACAAGUUACAAUUCAAUAUGCAUUUGAAACGUGUUGCUAUUC
Pistacia vera is the source of this 935-nucleotide messenger RNA. Its product is annotated as pentatricopeptide repeat-containing protein At2g22070-like. Gene Ontology annotation, molecular function: RNA binding; protein binding. NCBI's taxonomy places the organism in Eukaryota, Viridiplantae, Streptophyta, Magnoliopsida, Sapindales, Anacardiaceae. Gene Ontology annotation, biological process: RNA modification. The record is from RefSeq and is a predicted model, not a curated record. The transcript is spliced from 2 exons. The coding region runs from base 1 to 738 and encodes 245 amino acids.